AUGGAAAUAACGGAAAUUCGAAAACUUUUACGAGAACAGAACCAAAGAAUUGGCAUUCUUGAAAAUGAAAAUCAGCUUUUAAAGAAGGAGGUGCUAGAGUUGAAACACACUGUGGCCAAAAUGAGUGAUAACAUUUCACAUUAUGAAGAGAAAAUAAUAGACUUGGAAACCUCAGACGUCAAACCAAACGCACGUCGUCUGCUUCUACCCAUCACUGAUUCUCCUUCCACUACACCUGUUCCGGUAGACCCUGUUGCCUUCUAUGCCUAUAUGUCAGCUAACGAAGCCUCUCCAAGCGCCCACUUCACUCUGAAAUUCGAUGUAGUGAAGACUAAUCUCGGAAACGCUUAUAGCAAGCACAGCGGAACAUUCGUUGCACCUGUUUCGGGUGCAUAUGUGUUUACAUAUACCAUAUAUGCCCAGACUCGUGGUGCAAUCUUUUUAAAUUUGUUCGUUAAUGACGCAGUCUUUGGAGGAUCCAUAAGUGAUACUCAGGAAACAGGUGACUGGGACUCAGAAACCUCAACCGUUGUCGUGUCACUUAACAAAGGCGAUGACGUAAACAUCCGGACCACCCAAGCUAGCUCAACUAUACUGAGCUAUCACGAGGCUAAGACGACAUUUGCUGGUUGGAAAAUCAGUAAUGCUUAA
This is a messenger RNA of Saccostrea echinata, 651 nucleotides long. Its product is annotated as complement C1q tumor necrosis factor-related protein 3-like. Bases 1 to 651 code for a protein of 216 amino acids. Gene Ontology annotation, molecular function: protein binding. The record is from RefSeq and is a predicted model, not a curated record. Lineage: Eukaryota; Metazoa; Mollusca; Bivalvia; Ostreida; Ostreidae. The transcript has 2 exons.